This is a messenger RNA of Wyeomyia smithii (pitcher-plant mosquito), 1771 nucleotides long. RefSeq names its product cytochrome P450 4d2-like. Gene Ontology annotation, molecular function: oxidoreductase activity, acting on paired donors, with incorporation or reduction of molecular oxygen; iron ion binding; monooxygenase activity. The transcript is spliced from 5 exons. NCBI's taxonomy places the organism in Eukaryota, Metazoa, Arthropoda, Insecta, Diptera, Culicidae. The record is from RefSeq and is a predicted model, not a curated record. The coding region runs from base 164 to 1663 and encodes 499 amino acids.
UUUCUCUCAGUUGAGAGUUGGCCUGUGGCAAGGCCAUACUUUUUUACUGCCGGAGAAUCUAGUUUUGUUCGAAUUUUUCAUAGUAAAGCGGGUUCGUCAGCCGGUUUCAUCUGUUCAGUAGUACUAGCAUUCAUUUACACGCGUUGAUUCCGCAUGCAGUAGAAUGACCCUUCUCGAGUGGUUUAUUGCGGUGCUUUUCGGAGUGCUCGGGGUUAAUUACUUGCUGGUGCGUAGGAAUUUGAAAUACGGCAAGCAGUGGCCUGGACCGGCAGCAUUUCCGCUAGUCGGAUGCUAUUAUCUGUAUCUGAAUUUGAGUCCUGAAGAUGUCCUGAACUUCGUUUAUUCAUUAAAUCUCCGCUACGGCAAACUAUUCUGCGUUUGGAUCGGAACUCGGUUGUCGCUGUUUUGUACCAACACCCGUGACUCGGAAACCGUCCUUAGCAGCCAGAAGUUGAUUCGCAAAUCCGAACUGUACAAAUUUCUCGUACCAUGGCUUGGAAAUGGGUUGCUAUUGAGUACGGAUCAGAAGUGGUUCAACAAGCGCAAGAUCCUCACGCCGGCUUUUCAUUUCAAGAUACUAGAACAGUUCAUUGAAGUGUUUGACCGACAGAGCGGCAUCCUUGCGCGAAAGCUAGCACCGGAAGCGACCGGAAAGUUGGUCAAUAUUUAUCCGUAUGUUACACUGGCAGCUUUGGAUAUUAUCUGUGAGACGGCGAUGGGAACCGCCAUCAACGCACAGACGGAUUCUGAGUCAAAGUAUGUAAAAGCGGUCACUGAGUUGAGCUACUUAUUGGCUGGUCGUUUUGUCAAGGUUUGGCAAAGAUCAGACUUUCUUUUCAAUCUAUCACCCGAUCGAAGGCGUCAGGACAAGGUAAUCAAAGUGCUGCAUGACUUCACAACAAGAAUUAUUCAAUCGCGAAGACAAGAAUUGUUGGAAAGUGGUGCCCAGGGCUUAGCUGGUGAUGAAAGCAUUGGUAGUAAGAAAAAAAUGGCGUUUUUGGAUGUCCUGCUGCAGGCUACCAUUGAGGGACGUCCUUUGACAGACAAAGAAAUCCAGGAGGAAGUGGACACCUUCAUGUUUGAAGGGCAUGAUACGACCACCAUUGCGAUUGCUUUUACUCUGCUGCUGCUGGCUCGGAAUCCAGACAUUCAGGAGAAGGUUUAUAAGGAAAUCACGGAAAUUAUUGGUACAGACUUGAACACCCCGGUUACUUAUCGAAACUUGCAGGACAUGAAAUACUUAGAGAUGGUAAUCAAGGAAUCACUUCGUUUAUAUCCACCAGUACCUAUAAUUGCGCGCAAAUUCACGGAGAAAACCACAAUCGAUGGAAAAACGGUUCCGGAAGAUACCAACUUCAAUCUGGGCAUCAUUUUGAUGCAUCGUGAUCCAACAUUAUUUGAGGACCCAGAACGCUUCGAUCCCGAACGCUUCAACCCGGAAAGAACCAUGGAACAGUCAUCCCCCUACGCAUACAUUCCAUUCAGCGCUGGACCUAGAAAUUGUAUAGGUCAAAAAUUCGCCAUGUUGGAACUCAAGAGUACUCUGUCAAAAGUGAUUCGCCAUUAUCGGCUCACGGAAGCAGGACCGGAGCCAAAGCUGAUUAUGCAAUUAACUUUGAAACCAAAGGAUGGGUUGGAGAUAGCUUUUGUGCCACGGACUUGAAGAUUACAAACGAUCGGUGCACACUUACAGACUGGAAAUGUGAUAUCAAUAAAGGAUGUGUUUUAUUACUAUAUAUAAUUUUUAUAAACCAUAGUUGUUGAAACACUA